This is a messenger RNA of Saccostrea echinata, 646 nucleotides long. Its product is annotated as anaphase-promoting complex subunit 13-like. Bases 80 to 307 code for a protein of 75 amino acids. Gene Ontology annotation, biological process: protein K11-linked ubiquitination. Gene Ontology annotation, cellular component: anaphase-promoting complex. The transcript has 2 exons. NCBI's taxonomy places the organism in Eukaryota, Metazoa, Mollusca, Bivalvia, Ostreida, Ostreidae. The record is from RefSeq and is a predicted model, not a curated record.
UAAUAUAUCAGGUACAGAGGACACAAGUACUUAGGAAGGAGGCCUCCAAGUCACGUUCCGAAAGUAACUGUUCUUUUUGAUGGACAGUCAGGUGGCACGAGAUGGCCGUCUGAUGGAGUUAGUGGAUGAGAAAUGGAGAGAAGACAAACUCCCAAUGGAGGAAGUCGCUGUGCCGCAGAUGGAACUCCCAGAAAUAGAACCAGACAAUGGACCAACCAAUGAGACCUUAAAAGAGCAGGAACAAAAGUGGACUGACUUGGCUUUGUCAUCACUGCAUGAUCAGCCUCCUGCGACCACUAGUAACUGACUAACUGAUAAUCAUACAGAGUACCCUCUGGUGUUUAUACGAGGUCAAAAAAGUAUUAAGUGUAAGGUUAUCAUUAAAAGUGAUGAUUAUUCCCCAUCUUCAGACAUAAUUUUUAAUAUAUAUGCUACCAGCAUGACCAAUCUACAAUUUCAAAUAAUAAUGUCAAACACUUUUGAGAAAAUUGGAAGCUAGGACUAGUGGAUUCCUGAGUGUGCAGCUGUACUUGUGAAGUCCAUGCAGUGAAAUGAACUUGGUGAGACCGAAAUGAAUUAUGGACCAAGUGAAUUUCAAUCAGCAGAUGUAUCUGAAUUAUUUUAAAAUAAAUUUUAUCAAAACAUA